This is a messenger RNA of Mizuhopecten yessoensis (Yesso scallop), 1065 nucleotides long. RefSeq names its product aldehyde-alcohol dehydrogenase-like. The annotation marks the transcript as partial. Gene Ontology annotation, molecular function: alcohol dehydrogenase (NAD+) activity; oxidoreductase activity, acting on the aldehyde or oxo group of donors, NAD or NADP as acceptor; metal ion binding. The transcript has a single exon. Gene Ontology annotation, cellular component: mitochondrion. Lineage: Eukaryota; Metazoa; Mollusca; Bivalvia; Pectinida; Pectinidae. The record is from RefSeq and is a predicted model, not a curated record.
UUCGAAGAACCAAUGGCUCACGAAAAGUUAACUACCAUUCUUGGUAUUUACCGUGCUAAGGACUUCGACGAUGGUGUUAGACUCUGUAAGGAAUUAGUUACCUUCGGUGGUAAGGGUCACACUGCUGUUCUCUACACUAACCAAAACAACAAGGACAGAAUUGCCAAGUACCAAAAUGAAGUUCCAGCCUUCCACAUUUUAGUUGAUAUGCCAUCUUCUCUUGGUUGUAUUGGUGAUAUGUACAACUUCCGUUUAGCUCCAGCUCUUACUAUUACCUGUGGUACCAUGGGUGGUGGUUCCUCUUCUGAUAACAUUGGUCCAAAGCACUUACUUAACAUUAAGCGUGUUGGUAUGAGACGUGAAAACAUGCUUUGGUUCAAGAUUCCAAAGUCUGUUUACUUCAAGCGUGCUAUUCUUUCUGAAGCCUUAUCUGACUUACGUGAUACUCACAAGCGUGCUAUCAUUAUUACCGAUAGAACUAUGACUAUGUUAGGUCAAACUGACAAGAUUAUUAAGGCUUGUGAACAACACGGUAUUGUCUGUGCUGUCUACGAUAAGGUUGUUCCAGAUCCAACUAUUAAGUGUAUUAUGGAAGGUGUCAGUGAAAUGAACAUCUUCAAGCCAGAUUUAGCUAUUGCUCUUGGUGGUGGUUCUGCUAUGGAUGCUGCUAAGAUGAUGCGUUUAUUCUACGAAUACCCAGACCAAGACUUACAAGAUAUUGCUACUCGUUUCGUUGAUAUCCGUAAGCGUGUUGUUGGUUGUCCAAAGCUCGGUAAGCUUAUUAAGACUCUUGUCUGUAUUCCAACUACCUCUGGUACUGGUGCCGAAGUUACUCCAUUCGCUGUCGUUACCUCUGAAGAAGGUCGUAAGUACCCAUUAGUCGAUUACGAACUUACUCCAGAUAUGGCUAUUGUUGACCCAGAAUUCGCUGUUGGUAUGCCAAAGCGUUUAACUUCCUGGACUGGUAUUGAUGCUCUUACUCACGCCAUUGAAUCUUACGUUUCUAUUAUGGCUACUGAUUUCACCAGACCAUACUCUCUUCGUGCUGUUGGUCUUAUCUUCGAA